AUGGAGGGUGAGUCUGAGACACCAGGCUCGGUAGCCGCCAAUGGCGACGCCACCCCGACGCCUGUCCCGCUAGCUGCUUCGUCUGUGAACUACACAGAAAGCCCCGCAGUGAAGCAGCUGGCUGCAAUCAAUCAGAAGGGUGGUAAACUCAAGAGCAAGACCUCGAGGCUCCGUCGGGCAUUUUCUUUUGGUAGUGCCGCCGAGCUUAGAAACGCCGGGGUCACGCAGAGCAGCGAUAAUGUGGCUGGCCAGACACCAAGUAAACUGCACAAGGAACCUACACCCGAGGAGCUCUACGAUGCAGAGCAGGCUCGUAUCGCCCAACAGCAGGAGGCUGCUGGCAUUGGCAACAGCAUCUAUGGCGCCAAGCUCUUCUCUGGAUCUACCGAUAACCUGUCCAUCUCGUCGACGGCAUCGUCUGCUUCGAUUAUGAUUCGUAAGAUGGGCCGUGGCAUGAAGAAGGGUGGACGGUCACUGGUCGGGUUGUUCAGGCCCAAGUCAGUUAUUGGUGUUCCGCCUGCAGAUGCACCUGUGCCAGAAGUCAGCCAGGCAACCGUCUCAAUGAUCACCGUGGAGGCCGAACGGGAGCUUGUCAACGUUAAUGCCGAUCCGCACUCCCAGAAUGGCGGAGGCACGGGCUUUCCUCGCCUGGAGCGGAAUUCCAUCGAUGCAUCGAAGGCACCGAGCCUGGGUUCCGAGCGGCUGGGUAGUUCGGGAACUGAUAAUUCAGGUGCACGGAAGAGUAUUGUGGGUGGUGAGAAGGAGCGUGCAGAGGUUCUCGCUGCAGUACGCAAAGGCAUCCUCAAGAAUACCAGCGGGUCCUCGAGCCCGUCGGUCCGACCCGUUGACAGCCGGAACCCGACCUUUGAUCUUCCUGCCGUUCCUCAUAUCACUGAUUCCCCUCUGUCCAGUGCGCCCAGCACUCCCACCGAGGAGGCCCAGGGUCACAAACGUACGGGCUCUGUGGCUAUUGGUAGUGAAGACUACUUCAUGACAGCUCUGCGGCUGCGGCAGGACACCAAGAGCGCCCCGACCACGCCUCAGGGCACUGUCCGGCGCAACGCCACAUUCAGCCCGCGUAUUGUCUUCCACGACACCUGGCCCCCUCAGGAAUACGACCGUCGCGGUGAAAUUGCAACCUGCAAUAGGUUGACGCCCAUGCUGGCUCAGCAGAUCAAGGAGGAGCUGAACACAUUCAAGAUGGAGAUGGAAGUUCACGAAAACUCUAAGAUCUACACGCAUUUCUUCUGA
Molecule: messenger RNA, 1251 nt
Organism: Phaeoacremonium minimum UCRPA7
Lineage: Eukaryota; Fungi; Ascomycota; Sordariomycetes; Togniniales; Togniniaceae
Product: putative dihydroflavonal-4-reductase protein
Exons: 2
Coding region: 1-1251 (416 amino acids)
Biological process (GO): actin cytoskeleton organization
Molecular function (GO): actin binding
Source: RefSeq, a predicted model, not a curated record